AUGGAAAGAGUGGUGUAUGCGCCGAUGGCGGAGCAGCAGAAGUUGGGCUACUUCUCGACCGCGGCGCUGAUCGUCAGUAAGUGCAUCGGCACUGGCGUCUUUGCGAAGCCGAGUGUCGUGCUAGCCAAUGCCGGUGGGAAGGGUGUGGCACUCGGGCUAUGGUUUGCCUGCGGGCUUAUGAGUCUCGCUGGGCUGAUCGUCUAUGUCGAGAUGGGACUGGCGCUGCCAUUUUCGGGCGGAGAGGUUAUCUAUGUAGACGAAGCCUACCCGCGGCCCAAAUACCUAGUCGUGAUCGUGAUCAGCCUUCUCUUCGUGAUGUUAACGCACUGGGCUGGCAACUGCAUCACGUUCGCGAAGCUGAUCCUUCAAGCGUUCGACCCGGGCAACGCCAAUCCCUCGUACCACCUACAGAAGUUCAUCGCGCUGGUGAUGCUCACGGCGGUGUGCGCGGUCCACAUGUUCUCGCGGAAGAUGGGCAUCGCGCUCAACAACUUCCUGGCGAUCUACAAGGUCUCGCUCGUGCUGUUCAUCAUCAUUGUCGGGUUCGCGGCGACGGGGAGGACGCAAGGCGCCGCGGAGGGGUUCAGGAACCUCGGGCUACAACAGCUCGUCGAGACGGAGAAGAAGAGUAUGCAGGAGUAUGCGAGUGCGAUCCUGGGUGUGCUGUGGGCGUACACCGGGUGGGAGAAUGCGAAUUAUAUCCUGUCAGAGGUGCGCAGGGGACCGCCGGGCCAUGAGGGAAGGGUCUUCAAGGCCGCGGCGUUCGUGAGUAUUGGUGGGUUGACGCUGCUAUAUAUCCUCGCCAAUAUUGCGUAUUUUACGGUGUUGAGUAAUGAGGAACUCCUGUUGGAGGGGGAUAUCGUUGCGGCGAAGUUUUUUGUCAAGGUCUUCGGCAAAAGCGUCUUCUCCGAGCGGGUGCUCAAAGUGAUGGUAGCGCUCAGCAUUCUAGGCAAUUUCAUCAGCAGCACAUACUCAGUGGCACGGGUGAAGCAAGAAAUCGCCAAACUGCGGAUCCUACCCUUCUCCCAAUUCUGGGCGCGACAAUCCCACUACGACACGCCAUCUGGCGGUCUUCUCCUACACUGGCUAGUCUGCGCCACCUUCAUCGUAUUCACGCCCAACAACCAGAACGACGAGGUAUACAACCUGGUGACGGACCUGUUCGUGUACGGGCAGACAUGGAUGAUCAUCGCGGUGUCCCUCGGCAUCAUCGCACUGUACUACCAGCCGCUGCGGAACUGGCGGCCGCAGCUGUUCCCGUUCGCGGUGCUCGUGGGUAUCAUCGCCGUCUACGUCCCCGCGCAGCUGUUCGUCGUGAUCCUCUCCUGGUGGCCCGCGCCCGACGAGGUCGAGAAGAGGAAGGAGAUCCCGUCAUAUGUCACCCCCGGCGUCGCCACGGGGAUCAUCGCCUUCGGUUUGGUGUACUGGAUGAUGUUCGCGAAGGUCCUGCCUGCGCUGGGCUACGAGGUCUCGAGUUGUCCUGAUGAGCUGGUCGAUGGCAGCAGGAUCGUCACGUACAAGAGGUACAAAACGGGGUUUGCCAAGCGCUGCGAGGAGUGGUGGGAUACCCGCGUGUUAAGGAGGCGGAAGGAGGUGCUGUUGUCUUGA
Tricharina praecox is the source of this 1608-nucleotide messenger RNA. RefSeq names its product amino acid/polyamine transporter I. Gene Ontology annotation, cellular component: membrane. Bases 1 to 1608 code for a protein of 535 amino acids. Gene Ontology annotation, molecular function: L-amino acid transmembrane transporter activity. The transcript has 4 exons. Gene Ontology annotation, biological process: amino acid transmembrane transport. NCBI's taxonomy places the organism in Eukaryota, Fungi, Ascomycota, Pezizomycetes, Pezizales, Pyronemataceae. The record is from RefSeq and is a predicted model, not a curated record.